Messenger RNA from Arabidopsis thaliana (thale cress), 1683 nucleotides. Its product is annotated as AT hook motif-containing protein. The coding region runs from base 279 to 1436 and encodes 385 amino acids. The record is from RefSeq and is marked reviewed. Lineage: Eukaryota; Viridiplantae; Streptophyta; Magnoliopsida; Brassicales; Brassicaceae. The transcript has 2 exons.
CCAAAAACCAAAAACGCCGAGAGAGAUAGAGAAAAGAGAACAGAGGAAGAAGACGAAGCGACGAACCGUAUAACGGAGAAAUCUACGAAUACGUAUCAGAAUACGUCUACGCUCGUAUAUUUCUACUCAUUCCUCUCACCGUAACGUUAGAGAAGGUGAUUCCCCUCCGAAAUAAAAUAUAAAAACCCUUCGAUUUUUGGAAGCAAACAUUUCUCUCCGUCGCGAACCUAAUCGACGACUAUUGUUGAUCAAGAAGAAGGUUUUAAAGUUGAAAGAUCAUGGAUAUCCCAGAGAAGAUGGAGAUGGAUCAACUGAAUCAAGGGUCGAGCUCAUCUCUUACCAAUAAGCGAAAAAGAGGUCGUCCUCGCAGAGACGAAAGCCAGACUCAGCAACCAGUGAACCCACCUGUUGAUGAGAAUCUGAUAGGUCGAGUUGUUUCUGGUGUGGUUGAAGGUUCUUUUGAGGCAGGCUAUUUUCUCAAUGUAAAGGUUGCUGACACGGAAAAGCAAUUGAAAGGCGUUGUUUUCUUACCUCAGAAAGUCACUCCACUUACCCCAGCAACUGAUUUGUUUCCCCAAGCUAAGAUGUAUGCAAGAAAUGAUAUCCCAAUUCCCUCUUCAUACCAACAAACUCCACUUCAGGAAAAGAAAAACGCUGGGAAUCAAACUGAUGACAUCGGUUCUGAGCCUCAAACAGAUGCCUUGAUCGCUGAUAAGAACCAGUCUGCUACUUGCACCACAUCGCUGCCUGAUGAUCAUCCAAUGAGGGAUGCGGGUGUUGGUUCUGUGGCUAUGGGUGAGAGGAAUGAUCCUAUUGAUACACUGAUGAAAGAUGUUGCUGGCUCUUCUGCAGAGGGUAAAGUCAUUGAACCUGCAGGCCAAACCCUCUCUCUCAUGCCACAGUUUGGUAGUGAUGGCGUACCCAAAGAAGAUCAUACUGUUCUGAGAUCCGAAGCUUGUGCAGCAAGUAAGACAGCAGUUACAGUCACUAUUACUUCACCUAAAGAUUCAAUUGCUAAAGGUUCUACUACUUUGGUUGAUUUCUUUUCAGCACCUGAAACGUCGCGAACGCAGGCCACUGGAUCCAGCUCUACACUGAACCUUGAACUCUUUCAGAAUCAAACUAAACGAUCAGGAACAGAGGAUGAGAAAACUCCUGCAGAUGCUGAACCUCGUGGAAUGGAGGAAAAACCGGCUUCUACUGUUGAAGAUGUGCCAGAGGAGCUUCAGCUAGAGCUUGGCAACAAGAACAUGAGUGCAUCAGGCAUUGCUACUGAAGCAAAUCCUGAUCAGUCUGUUUCAUCAAAGAGCGGGUUCUUGGCAAAUGCUUUUGAAGGAAAAGAAGAAAUCGCAAAAGAACCAGAAGAUUCUAAUGCAGCAGCUUCAGAGAGCGGCUUCCCAGUGGCAACAACACAAGUCGAUGCUAAUGAUUCUUGAAAAGUGGAUGCAGCAUCAAAGAAGCUGUUGGUAUUAUUGAGGAAGUGAACAGUUUUUUUUUGUUUUUCCCUCCUUUUGGUUAGAAUAGUUAGUAGCAAACUCUUAGUAGGCUCUCUCUUCUUCUCUCUUUUGUGGCAUUUUUGUUUUUGGUCUUGUGCCAAAAAUUAAAAAUUCUUAGGCUAAAUCUUUUGCCUUAAGUUUCUUUUUCUUCCUUCACGGUAAUGCAACUUUCGUGGUUCUCUCACAU